Messenger RNA from Aspergillus terreus NIH2624, 399 nucleotides. Its product is annotated as putative small nuclear ribonucleoprotein (LSM7). Gene Ontology annotation, biological process: mRNA splicing, via spliceosome; nuclear-transcribed mRNA catabolic process. The coding region runs from base 1 to 399 and encodes 132 amino acids. The transcript has 3 exons. NCBI's taxonomy places the organism in Eukaryota, Fungi, Ascomycota, Eurotiomycetes, Eurotiales, Aspergillaceae. Gene Ontology annotation, molecular function: RNA binding. The record is from RefSeq and is a predicted model, not a curated record. Gene Ontology annotation, cellular component: Lsm1-7-Pat1 complex; U2-type prespliceosome; U12-type spliceosomal complex.
AUGUCGGAACGAGGCUCCUUCCGUGGUGGUCGUGGUCGUGGCGGAGGUUAUGACCGGUCCCGUGGUGGUCACGCCAAAAGUGGCGGUGCUGGUGGCGGUGCGCAACAACAACAGGAGAAGCCCAAGAAGGAAAACAUCCUCGACCUCACCAAGUACAUGGAUAAGGAGGUGCGCGUCAAGUUUAAUGGCGGACGAGAGGUCCUCGGUCUGUUGAAAGGCUACGAUCAGCUCAUGAACCUUGUGCUGGACGAUGUGAAGGAGACCAUGCGGGAUGAUGAGGGUAAUGAGACCACCCGUUCGCUGGGCCUCAUCGUCGCCCGUGGCACCUUGAUUGUACUCAUCUCACCUGCCGAUGGGAGCGAAGAGAUUGCCAAUCCUUUUGUCCAGCAGGAAGAGUAA